Ceraceosorus guamensis is the source of this 1525-nucleotide messenger RNA. RefSeq names its product NAD(P)-binding protein. Bases 114 to 1382 code for a protein of 422 amino acids. The transcript has 3 exons. The record is from RefSeq and is a predicted model, not a curated record. Gene Ontology annotation, molecular function: nucleotide binding. Lineage: Eukaryota; Fungi; Basidiomycota; Exobasidiomycetes; Ceraceosorales; Ceraceosoraceae.
GAUUAUAAAAGGGUGUCCACCUCGGAUCAUCCUGCCUUUCUCGCUCCCUCACACUCCACUGCCCAUCGGAUCACUUCGGCAAACAAGACCUCACCGUUCCAAGACUCACCGAGAUGACUUCUGCACCUACCCUUCCCAUCCGCGUGGGCAUCAUCGGCGCAGGAGAAGUAUCGCAAGUGGUACAUCUGCCGACGCUUCAGCUCUUGCCUCACCUCUACAAAGUGACAGCCAUCACAGAUCUGUCCUUGGCCGCUUCCAAGCACGCAUCGAGCAAAUUUGGCGUGCCCCAAGCCUGCGCGACGGUGGAUGAGCUAGUGAAGCUGCAAAAUGUGGAUCUGGUGCUGAUCGCUAGUGCAGACGAGUAUCACGGCGAUCAUGCAGUCGCCGCUAUCAACGCAGGCAAGCACGUCUUCAUCGAGAAACCGUUGUGUCUUACGCGACAAGAUGCAGAGAGAAUUCAGGAUGCUGAGCAGAAGGCGGGCGUGCAGGUUAACGUGGCCUACAUGAGACGCUAUGCGCCAGCUUUUGAGAUCUUCAAGCAGCUCGUAGCGGAGUCUGGACCUGUGCAGUACGGUGAGGGAGGGACACUUCCUGUCAUGUCAUGGCCAAUGCAAAGCAGACAUUCGCUCAUUUGUCAACGUAUUCGACCACAUGCAGCCGUCGUUCGCGAUUUGAUCGGCCCAAACGAGUUCUUCGUAGCUCAGAGCGGAACAUCCCCGAUCAAAUUUGUGGAGGACAUCCCCGCAGGCGCAGCAAAUGACAAAAAAGCCAAAGCAGAAGAGCAGCAUCAAGCCUUUUUGGGUACCAAGACGGCUUCCUCGGCGCAUCUGGUUGGCGCGUACAGGUGGCUCGCCAGCGUUGGAUCUCACAGUCUGAGCCUGAUGAGGGAAACUUUUGGUGGCCUGCCAGACAGAUGCGACGCUGCCCAUACCACCGAAAAGGGCGACUUUAUCACUGCCGCCUUUAGAUACAAGAAUAAGGGUCAAGGUGGCGGCUUUGCCGUCAGCUUCGAGACUGGCUUGCACGGCGUUGGCGUAUUUGAUUCAUUCAUCGAAGUAUUUACGCCCAAACGUAUCAUCAAGCUUCAGUACGACACGCCCUUCGUCAAAGGUCUGCCUAUCACCAUCAUCAUCAGGGAGGCCGAUCCAGCUAUUCCUGGCUCCUACCAGGAAAGGGUGAUUCGGCCCACCUUUGUCGACGCAUACACGUCCGAAUGGACUGUGCUCGCAGAAGCCCUGGAGCAGGACAAGCCUCUCAAGACCACCGUUGCCGUGAGUGCAUCUGUCCGAGGGCGUGCUUGCUAUCCCGACCUAGGAGAAUGCUCAUCGCUCACUUGUCUGUGCUCGGCGAUCCAUUCCAUUCGCGCAGGACGCCGCGCUUGAGCUAGAUGUAUGGGACAUGAUCAUGCAAAAGCUGCAGUAGAUGGAGGUAUGAACUGCACGAUGGAGCAAGUCUCCACAUGGACAAUUCUAGAUCCCUGACCCCUCCUUGCACAUUUCCCAUUGUCUAAGCGUGCUGCAAAAUG